This is a messenger RNA of Danio rerio (zebrafish), 1574 nucleotides long. RefSeq names its product guanine nucleotide binding protein (G protein), alpha 13b (gene gna13b). Gene Ontology annotation, molecular function: metal ion binding; GTP binding; G-protein beta/gamma-subunit complex binding. Lineage: Eukaryota; Metazoa; Chordata; Actinopteri; Cypriniformes; Danionidae. Gene Ontology annotation, biological process: Rho protein signal transduction; G protein-coupled receptor signaling pathway; signal transduction. The record is from RefSeq and is marked provisional. Gene Ontology annotation, cellular component: heterotrimeric G-protein complex; cytoplasm; plasma membrane.
GUCUCGAUGAAGUUGCACAAAGAUGGCGUAUUUCCUGCAGUCAGGGUCCUUUCUAUCCCUUUGUUUUCCAAACUGUUUUCUCGACAGCAGCGAUGCGGAACAGCUAAGGAAAUCUAAAGAAAUAGACCGAGAAAUUUUCAAAGAAAAAACCUUUGUGAAACGCCUAGUGAAGAUACUUUUGCUCGGCGCCGGAGAGAGCGGCAAGUCCACUUUCCUCAAGCAGAUGCGCAUCAUACACGGGGAUGACUUCGAUAAGGGGGACAAAGAAGAGUUCAGAGGCACCAUUUACAGUAAUGUUAUGAAAGGUGUUCGAGUGCUUGUGGAUGCCAGAGAAAAGCUACAUAUCCCAUGGGGAAACCCUUCAAACCAGACACAUGCAGACAUCAUGAUGGCUUUUGACACACGGUCGACCAUGGUGUCGCAAGGGAUGUUGGAGACCAAAUUGUUCCUGCAGUACCUGCCCUCAAUCCGUGCCCUCUGGGCCGACAUCGGCAUACAGCACGCAUAUGACCGGCGUAGAGAGUUUCAGCUGGGAGAAUCUGUGAAGUAUUUCUUGGACAACUUGGACAAACUCGGAGCACCGGACUACUUACCAACGCAGCAAGACAUUCUGCUGGCACGUAAGCCCACCAAAGGCAUUCAUGAGUACGACUUUGAGAUCAAGAACGUGCCCUUUAAGAUGGUGGACGUCGGCGGGCAGAGGUCGGAGCGCCGUCGGUGGUUUGAGUGCUUCGAAAGCGUCACUUCCAUCCUCUUCCUGGUCUCGUCCAGCGAGUAUGACCAGGUGCUGAUGGAGGACCGGCAGACCAACCGUCUCAUGGAGUCGCUCAACAUCUUCGAGACCAUAGUCAACAACCGCGUCUUCAACAACGUUUCCAUCAUCCUGUUCCUCAACAAGACGGACUUGCUGGAGGAGAAGGUCAAAUCAGUGUCCAUCCAGGACUAUUUCCCCGAGUUCACAGAUGAUCCAUGGUGCCUGGGGGACGUGAAGAACUUCCUGGUGGAGUGUUUCCGAAACAAGCGCCGAGACCAGCAGCAGAAGCCCCUCUACCACCAUUUCACCACCGCCAUUAACACGGAGAACAUUCGCCUGGUCUUCCGUGACGUCAAGGACACCAUCUUGCAUGACAACCUCAAACAGCUCAUGCUGCAGUGAUGCCAGUCCAACCGUUUCCUUUCAGAUCACUCCAAAAAUAACCCUCUUCUGCUCAGAUGUUUGUACUCCGCACAGUAACCUUUCUCAAUAGCUCUGACUGGCUUUCGUGCGAGGAAGAAGAAGCCCUAGCCUUCUGUCAUGAGCAUGGGACGGCAGGUAGUUUUUCUCUUAAAAAGCAGGUCUAGAGAAGAGAGUGCGCUCGUCCACUCACACGUGAGUGUCCUGCCAGAGAAGCUGUACAUGUCAUUGAGCGCCACCCUCUGCCUGAAGGUGCCAAACGCUCCCUCGAAUAGAGGACAAAAGCAGGAAGAGAUCCUAGCAUCUGUUACCUUUGAGCCUUGUAUUACUGACCAAAUAGCAAGAUGAGAUGCAAAUGCUGUUUUAACCUUUUAACAGGAACCAUGUUCUGAGCCUUUCU